AUGCUCGUUAACCAUGGUUCGGGACUCGAAAAGCUUAAGGAGGAACUUUACCGUUUCAAGCCUGAUAACCUAAGUGGUGAGAUCGCCUUUGAUCAAACUCUGGUCGUCACCGACACCGACUGGGCAGGUGCAACAAAGGCCGCUAUCACAGUGAGCGAGCGACUUGUCCAGCUAGAACUAGACCAAAAAUGCAUCCCCGCCUCGGACGGUCUGGAUUACUGGCAGUCCUGGUACGAUGCAGGAUUCUCGGCCGCCGGCUUACUUUGGGUCCGGCCCCGGAUCUUUAAAGGAUACGCUCAGAUAUUCCGGGUUGGGCGGGGAUCUCAGGUGCUCAAUUCUCUGAGGCUCCCCCAUAUCCCAAUUAAUACGUCGAGCCUGGGGCACAUGCUGUUUUCAAUUGCGAAAUGGGUAUCGUUGAAUCUCAAAAGAGUCAAGCUGCUGCUGGCCAGACCGUUUGCUGCCGAAAUCGACUCUGAACGGCAAAAAUCCUUUUUGAUUCAACGAGAAUCGGCUAAAAGAAUAGGCACGCUGCUGCUCAACCCGUGGAGCUUUGGCAAUGGUGAGACCUAUGAAGACGUGGUUAAAAAUACGGUUCGUAUUAUGGCCCAAGCGUAUGAUCUCAAUUCAACCUUGUCUGCAAACUGCUCGCCCAAGGAUAUUCUGACGCAGUUGCAAAGCAUUCUGGACCAAGCAAAUGUCAAAAAGGCUCCCACAGAUCUUAUCCCGCCCCUAUGGCAGCGGUGCUGGCCGGCCGGCUUGAUUAGUAUCUAUGCCGCCCUGUCGGUACUAGGAAACUGGCAGGCAAUCAUUGAAUGGAUUGAAACUUCUAUACUGGAUACUGUCAGGGCAUUUUUCCUCAAUUGGGUCGUUUCACCUCUCCACACUGUGUACAACACCAUUCGCCAUGAUCCAAAUAGUACUGUUGCGCUAAUGGGCAAACAGAGUCUCAUGAGUGACCUGGACAGCCUGGAGCGUAUGGUUACCGACUUUGUUGUUCAACAAGAUGGCGGGCUAAGCCCUGAAGGGCUCAAGGCUGUCCGUGAAGCAGCAAGACAGGGCGAUUUGUCUCCGGUCUUGAGGGUUUACGAAAAACAGAUCCAAUCGCCAAUCAGCUCACUCAUUACAGGAGGGCUUAUACGAACGCUGUCCAUUCAAAUCCAAAAGGCCAAGGUUGACGCUGAGAUCACAGUCGCCGGUGUCGAUAAGAUGUUACAGAGCCAGCAACUGGUUUUCGGCCUAAUUGCGCUUCUCCCUGGCCUCUUUGUGGUUCAGCGACUCGUUGGAUAUUUAGCCAAAACUUUGUUUGGGCGUUCGCAGACUAAACAGCUCUUCGCCUGGCGGUCAACCAAGGAGCAGCUUAUGGUGCGCUUGGGAAACAUUGAGCAGCUUGCUAAUGGACGCGACCAGUUUGAAGAAACAGAGAUAGGACUGGUAUUUGCCGAGGUCGCCCGAUUAAAGGCGGAAAGUAGGCGAGUGUUGUCCAAACGGCGGUUCCGGUUGUUCAGUGCAGAUCUUGAUCAAUUGGUGGGCGUUCAAAACACCGCCGAGCUCAAAGAACGGUUCCUCAUGCUGUAUGCCAAAUUUGCUGCUCUAGAAUCUAGCAAUAUCGGCUCAAGCGGGCUCAUUUAG
Molecule: messenger RNA, 1629 nt
Organism: Wickerhamiella sorbophila
Lineage: Eukaryota; Fungi; Ascomycota; Dipodascomycetes; Dipodascales; Trichomonascaceae
Product: Nuclear control of ATPase protein 2
Exons: 1
Coding region: 1-1629 (542 amino acids)
Cellular component (GO): mitochondrial outer membrane
Source: RefSeq, a predicted model, not a curated record